AUGAGUGGCAUGAGUAUGUCAGAAGAUGACGUUGACUACGAGCUACCCCGGGAUGUAGCUGAUCGAUUGGUGAAGCGCACGGAACUUCAUGUGUCUCAGGUGAUUUCUCAGUCCAAGUUUGUCCAGACGCACUGUGGCCUCUACGACCUACCCAGGUUCGCCCAUGAAGACCUGAACAUUGGACCCAUGAUUGCGUAUGGAGGCUUUAGCAAUGUGCACGAGAUUGAAUCCUUCAAGAUGGAUACCCCAUUGGUAGAAGGAGACAACGAAGGCAAGAGAUAG
Molecule: messenger RNA, 282 nt
Organism: Seminavis robusta
Lineage: Eukaryota; Bacillariophyta; Bacillariophyceae; Naviculales; Naviculaceae
Source: the annotation of a GenBank genome assembly